Messenger RNA from Castor canadensis (American beaver), 651 nucleotides. NCBI's taxonomy places the organism in Eukaryota, Metazoa, Chordata, Mammalia, Rodentia, Castoridae. The record is from RefSeq and is a predicted model, not a curated record.
AUGAACAUGUCCACCAGGUCUGUCUGCUCUGACGCUUACACUGACGCCUCCUGGCAGGUGGACGACUGUCCAGAGAGCUGCUGUGAGCCCUGCUGUGCCCCCAGCUGCUGCCAGCCCAGCUGCUGUGCCCCCGACUGCUAUGCCCCAGCCUCCUGCCUGACUUUCAUCUGCUCCCCAGUGAGCUGUGUGUCCAACCCCUGCAGUCAGUCAGUCUGCACCAGCUGCUGCACGCCCCCGUGCUGCCAGCAGUCUAGCUGCGAGCCCUCUUGCUGCACCUCCUCCUCCUGCCAGCAGUACUUCUGUGUGCCCGUCUGCUGCAAGCCCUCCUCCAGUGUGUCCCUGCUCUGCCGCCCUGUGUGCAAGCCCGCCUGCUGUGUACCUGAUUCCUCCUGCUGUGCCUCCUCCUGCCAGCCCAGCUGCUGUGGCCCACCCAGCUGCUGUGGCCCAGUGGCCUCCAGUGUGUCCCUGCUCUGCCGCCCCGUGUGCAAGCCCGCCUGCUGUGUACCUGAUUCCUCCUGCUGUGCCUCCUCCUGCCAGCCCAGCUGCUGUCGCCCAGCUUCCAGUGUGUCCCUGCUCUGCCGCCCCGUUGUGUCCCUGCUCUGCCGUCCUGCCUGCUGUGGUCUCUCCUCAGGCCAGAAGUCCAGCUGCUGA